GUCCCUGCUAUGGAAUAUGGAAAGAAGACCAUGACAGCGUAUGCAUGUGGUAAAGUCACCAUCAAAGGAAAGAGGCACUGGUACAAGGCCCUGGAGGAUUCUGCCUUUGUGGCGCUUGGUGAAGACACAGCCUGGAUCAUCCGAACCAGCGGAGACCUCUACCUGCAGACAGGUUUGAGUGUGGACCGUCCGUGUGUGCAGGCUGCGAAGGUGGCCUGCCCGUGUCGCAUGGCCCAGCUCGCAGCGGGGUGGUGUGGGCCCUCAGCGAACAUGGGGCCGUCUUCUACAGAGAAGGCCUCAGCAGCUACUGCUCUGAGGGGGAAAUGUGGAAGUAUGACAAAAUCAGUGAGAGCCAGGGUCUGGAGCCCAUCUGUAUAGCCCUGGGAGAGAGCAACACGGCCUGGGCUCUGGACACCAGCGACAAUCUGUAGUUCAGGACUGGAGUCACUGCCAGGAAGCCCCAGGGGGACGAUGACCACUGGUGGCAGUUGAGCAUCACAGACUACGUGGUAGUCUGCCAUUCAGAACAUGGCCAAUCCUCGGUGGAGCGGGUGGCAGAGUGCCUCCGCGUGGCCUUCCUGUCCCAGUAGUGCCAGCCCAGCCUGGUCUCCUCCAACACCACCGGCGUCUGGAUUGCAUCCAGCAGGAACAACUUCAAUGUCGCCAAGGGCAGCCUCAGUGGUACGUUCUGGCAGGGUGUGGAACCCAGAGGAACCGUCUCUGCCACCAAGGAGCUUCCUGUGGCUGGGCCAGAGCAGGAAAGACCUGUUCUGUGUUUGGGACCAGGAUGGUCAGAUGCACCCCACCACAGUCCAACUGCCCCAGGACACAGAGAUGGUUCAGCUCUCUGCCUGCCGCGAUGCCCUGUGGGGACUGAACCACCACGGCCGCAUCCACAUCCGCACCCUCUCAACUAGCCCCACCGGCAUGCACCUGCUGGACCUCAGCCAGCUCGAUCAGGUAAGGCUGAUCAGCAUAUCGUGUGGGCGUGUGAUGGCUAUGGGAUGGUCUAUUUCCGCAUGGGUAUGCAACCCCUGAACACCAGCAUGAUGGUUCCUGCCUGGAUCUGUAUCGAACCACCAGAGCAGGUCAUGUCAGCAGGGCGGAACGCGGACAUGCGGGAGCUGCAAAUCCCCCUCCAGCAUCGCUCUCCCUCCCUGGCUGCUCUCUCUCUGGCCCAGCGCCCCUGGCCCAGCGACCCCGAUGCAGGCUUCUUACCGCAGCGCGGGGGCUUCUGGGACCACUUCAUAGCCACUCCAGAGCCCAAAUACUGCUGCGAGGCCUGCAGGCUAGUGCUCUGCAACCCCAGGCAGACAGAGUGUGGACACCGCUUCUGUGAAACCUGCAUCUCUGAGCAGCUCAGCAAACCGAAUCCAGUAUGUCCAGCGGAUAGUGAGCCGCUGUUCAAAGACAAGAUCUUCCGUGACGUGUGCUGCCAUAGAGAGAUCAUGGCUCUGAGAGUGUACUGCAGGAGUGAGAAGAAUGGCUGUAAGGAGCAGAUGAGUCUACAGCAGGUCAUGGAUCAUUUGAAUGUGUGUCUGUAUUUUGAGGUGCCAUGCCCUUUGGGAAAGUGCAAAGAGAAGAUGAUGCGCAAAGACAUUCCUGAACACUUGAGUUGGAAAUGUAAACACAGGGAGACCACCUGUGAAUUCUGCAUGCAUAAGAUGGCCAUGACUGAAUUACAGAAACACAAAGAAACCGUUUGUCCUUCAUUUCCGGUGGCCUGCCCCAAUCAUUGUACUUCUCCCUCCAUCUUACGAAGCGAGCUGACAAGUCAUCAACAUGAGUGCCCCAAGGCUCAUGUCACCUGCUCCUUUAUCCGCUUUGGAUGCAAUUUCAAGGGUCUCAACCAAGACAUGAGGGACCAUGAAUCUAGCUUUGCCUCUGAACACCUGCGGUUGAUGGCAACCAGGAACACUACACUGGAGGCCAAGGUGGAGGAUGUUAAAGGAGAGCUUCUGGAGCGCUACAAGGUUCUGCCAGGCCUGAGCAGCCGUCUGUCUGAAACAGAGUCUCAGUACGAGGAGAUGAGGGAGAAUAACAGACAGCUGGAGCAGAAGCUCACUACCAUGCAGAACUUGAUGAGUUCCCACUCUGAGAAGCUUUUGGAGAUGGAGCUGGAGCUGAGGUCUCUGAGGACUAUCCGAGAGGAGGUGGAGACACUCCGAGGCACCGUGGAGAGCAUUCGUUCCAGGGUCGCAACGCUAGAGGGAGGACGGGUCGGGGCCAACCCAGCCACACACACACUAGGUUCUUUAGAGACACAGCUCUCCCGUCAGGACGACAUACUGAGUGUCCACGAGAUCCGCCUGGCCGACAUGGACCUGCGCUUCCAGGUCCUAGAGACUGCUUCCUUCAAUGGGACGCUCAUCUGGAAGAUCCGUGACUACAAGCGGCGGAAACAAGAAGCCGUGGCUUCAAAGACCCUGUCUCUCUACAGCCAGCCUUUCUACACUGGCUACUUUGGCUACAAGAUGUGUGCCCGGGUCUACCUGAACGGAGAUGGCAUGGGGAAAGGAACCCAUCUGUCUCUGUUCUUUGUGGUGAUGCGUGGCGAAUACGACGCCCUCCUGCUCUGGCCCUUUAAACAGAAGGUGACUCUGAUGCUGAUGGACCAGGGCCCAGCCAGGAAGCACCUAGGGGAUGCCUUUAAACCAGACCCCAACAGCAGCAGCUUCAGACGGCCCACGGCAGAGAUGAACAUAGCCUCGGGCUGCCCGCUGUUCGUAGCCCAGACUGUGCUGGAGAACGGUACUUACAUCAAGGACGAUACCAUCUUCAUUAAGGUCACAGUGGACACGUCAGACCUCCCUGACCCCUGACCCUUCACCUCUGGUCUGUAGAGAACAGCAGAUGUAUCCGGAUCAGGGUGCCCUUGUGUGAGAGAGAUUGCAAAAGAUGGAAUGGAGAGAGCAGAAAGAAGGAUGGAGAACAAGAAAAUAACAGAAAAGUUAGAGUAAGGUUUAUUUGCAGAUCUCAAGGUGCAGCCUAAGCCUGCAGAAAGAGCUGGGUGGACCUCAGAACAGUGGCCUUUGGUGCCUGUGUUGCUCACCAGAGAGGUGAGAGAAGGAAAGGGUUCUUUUUAAACCAGGGAGACAUGUCACCAGUGGCAACCAGGCUGAAUGUUACAAAAUCUAAAGAAUGCCUAUAAUACUCAAAGAAGGGAGAGGUAUAAAUAGCAAUGGAUAGUGGAUCAUUCUAACCCAAGUUAUCAGGACGUAACCAUCAUCAAACUACAUGGAACCAGUAUGUAUGUAUGUACAGUUGAAGUCGGAAGUUUACAUACACCUUAGCCAAAUACAUUUAAACUCAGUUUUUCAC
Coregonus clupeaformis (lake whitefish) is the source of this 3321-nucleotide messenger RNA. Its product is annotated as TNF receptor-associated factor 3-like. Gene Ontology annotation, biological process: regulation of canonical NF-kappaB signal transduction; protein K63-linked ubiquitination; regulation of defense response to virus. Gene Ontology annotation, cellular component: plasma membrane signaling receptor complex. Bases 1005 to 2822 code for a protein of 605 amino acids. NCBI's taxonomy places the organism in Eukaryota, Metazoa, Chordata, Actinopteri, Salmoniformes, Salmonidae. Gene Ontology annotation, molecular function: tumor necrosis factor receptor binding; zinc ion binding. The transcript is spliced from 17 exons. The record is from RefSeq and is a predicted model, not a curated record.